Molecule: messenger RNA, 2148 nt
Organism: Plasmodium berghei ANKA
Lineage: Eukaryota; Apicomplexa; Aconoidasida; Haemosporida; Plasmodiidae
Product: leucine-rich repeat protein
Exons: 3
Coding region: 1-2148 (715 amino acids)
Biological process (GO): activation of GTPase activity; nucleocytoplasmic transport
Cellular component (GO): nucleus; perinuclear region of cytoplasm; cytosol
Molecular function (GO): small GTPase binding; GTPase activator activity
Source: RefSeq, a predicted model, not a curated record
AUGGCUCAACAUCAAUCGCCACCCAAAAUAAAAUUAAAGGAAAAUAUAUUGUAUUCAUCAAAUCCAAUAUUAAAUGAAGAUGAUAUAGCAGAUUUUGUUUCCUCUAUGAAUACGCAAAGGACAGACAAAAAUGAUCAAUAUAAUAACAGAGAAAGAUAUAAUGAAAUUAAAAAAAUCGAACUUGCUAGUUUAAAUAUUAAUGAUUGGGGGUUGUCUAUCCUUAUUCCUUGUAUAUUAAGGAGUAAAAAUAUUGUUUCUUUAAAUUUAUCAAAUAAUAAUUUAACAAAUGAUGGAGCAAAUAAACUUUCUCAAUGUUUCCAGUACCUUCCAUUUCUCACUGAAUUAAAUCUAUCUAAUAAUUCUAUAGGACCAGAAGGUGGAAUCAAUAUAAUUGAAAAACUGUUUUCAUCCAUCUCAAAUUGUGAAAUUGACAAUUUUUCAAAUAAUAAAUUAAUAAAAAAUGAAAUAAUUAUUUUAGCUAGCCAUUCUACAAAUAAUCUUAAAAAAAAUUAUAUAUCAAAUAACAAUAAAAUAUAUGAUCUUGAUUUGUCGUAUAAUUUUUUAGGAUCUAAUUUUCUUUUACGCUUGAGUCAAAUACUUGAACAUAACACUGUAACUAAUGCUGUUACUCAAUUUUCAAUUAAAUAUAAACUAAAACUUAAAAAUAUAGGAAUAGACAGUUUAAACACGUUUUCUCUUUUUAAAAGUUGUACAGAUGUUGAAAUGCUAGAUAUAUCUGAAAAUAUACUAAAUUCAUCAUUAUUGUGUAAAAAUAUUGAAAUAUUAUUUAAAACUCAGACAAAUCUAACAGAAUUACAUAUAUCAGAUAUAUGUAAUAAUAGUUGUAAAACUUCACAAUAUAAUAAUUAUGGCAAUGGACUAUUUUUAACAUUAAUAAAAUAUUUACAUAAUGCCCCAAAUCUAAAAAUACUAUCUUACACUAAUAAUAACAUAAAUGAUGAAGCAUUUGAACAAUUCUGUUUUUUUCUUAAAAAUAAUAAAAAUAAUAAAAUUAAAGAAAUCAAUUUAUCAAAUAAUUUUAUAUCAAAUUUAGAUAUAUUAAAUGAAGCAUUACAAAAUAAUGAAACAUUAAAUAUUAUUAAUUUAUCUAAAAAUAUUUUAACAGAUGAAAAUAUUAAACUCUUUAUUUAUAAUACAUUAUCAACAAAUUUAAAUAUAUAUGAUAUAUCCUUUUCUUUUAAUAAAUUAACAAAUAUAUCUUGUCAUUAUAUUUCAGAUGCUUUGUUAGCACAAUCUAGACUCAUAAAAAAAAACAUCAAAUUAAGUUACACAAAUAAUAAAAAAUUAUUUAGCCCUAUUUUAAAAUUGCCAUUGUCAACAAAAUUUCACCAAAUAGAUGAAUAUACAAAUAAACAAAAUCGAGAAAAAAAUAAAAAUAUAUAUAAAUUACAUUCUACCGAAUUAUAUUCUGAUAUAACCAUCUACGAUUCAGAAAGAAAUGACACUUAUAUAGAAAACGAAUUUAAAAAUAAUACCAAAAUAUUUAAUGAAAAAGAAAGUAAUAAAAAUCACCAAAAUCAAUUAUCUAGACUCAAAAUAGAUAAAAUUGAUAUCCCCAAAAAUGAAUGCAAUAAAGAUACUUCAGUACUCAACAAUGAAAAUGAUGUAAAAAUACUAAUAUCAAAUAGACAUAAAGAUGAAAACAUAUUUUUUUCGUGUAUUGGAAAUACAAGCUUUAACAGAGCCACUGAAACAACUAAAAAUUAUUUUAUUCAAAAAAAUAGAAGAAUUUUAAUAUAUGAUAAAAAUAACACCUUUUGUAAUUUUAAUCAUAAUUUUUCUAUAAAUUGUUUUAAAGGAUUAAAGUUCUUGGAUUUAUCAGGUUCUUCUAUAAACAAUGAAGGAAUAUCUUUUCUUAUGAAACCAUUAAACAGAUCUUACUGCCCUCUAGAAUUUUUAGAUAUCUCGUCUUUUCAAAGAUUAAAUGAUAAUAUAUAUCAAACACUUACAACUUUAAUAUCAAAUAAAAAAUAUCAAUUUAUAAAUAACACAUCUUGUCUUUUUAAACAUUUACCUUUAAUUGUUCGAGGAAUACCACCAGCUACUAUUCAAUUAAAUGACACUGAUGAUAACAUAGAUGAAGAAAACAUAGAGUCAACAUGGUGGAAUUAUAAAGAAGGGGAAUGA